Molecule: messenger RNA, 966 nt
Organism: Histoplasma mississippiense
Lineage: Eukaryota; Fungi; Ascomycota; Eurotiomycetes; Onygenales; Ajellomycetaceae
Exons: 1
Coding region: 1-966 (321 amino acids)
Source: RefSeq, a predicted model, not a curated record
AUGGCUGGCCAUCAGGACUGGUACACCAUCAAGGGCAUGACGCACUUGGACAUCUGCCCUUGUUGCAUGCGCCAAAUUGGUGGCUCCCGGUUCCGUGAUCUCUUUAUUCCCAGCAUUCCUAAAGCCCGCGGUGAGAAUGUUCGCUGUGCCCUCAGCCAGCCAUGGGCACGCCUCGCAUGGGUCCAGACAAUGAAACUACAGCUCAACCACCUUGAGCUGCUCCAGCGCAUUACCCUUCCCCCAAAGGGAAGCCGCGCAUGCAGUGGUCGUAAACCCUCAGUGCAGUCUUGGUUCCGUCUUGAGGACCCUGAAACAGGCCGCAAUGUCACUGAUUUCAACGCCUGCUCCGCAUGCUUCCGCAACUUGCAAAUUCUCAUGCCCUCACUACGUGACGCCUUCCGCGCAGGCCCACUCGUCCAAGAGCGCAUUUGCGACCUCCGCAUCGACAGCCCACGUUUCGUUAGAUACCUCGACCUUCUAGAUGAAGCUGCAACACGCAGUUACUCCGCCCCCCGGGGCCGAUUGGACAUGCGCGAAUUUGUCAGAUAUGCUCGACGCAAGAGCAGCAUCCCCGAUUGCCCUCGGGGUCACUUUGCUACGGGACCAUGGCAUUAUAUCCCUGAGCUACCGGAAUUUACCAUCUGCGAGGACUGUUAUGAUGAUGUUGUCUACGAUCGUUCUCACACUGGUAUUGGCAAAAUGGUUUCGCGGACCCCACAGCUGGUCCCUGGGCGCAGGGAUCAGCAAUACACAUGCCAGCUGUAUAGCCCGCGUAUGAGAAUGGUGUUCCGGGAAGCUGUGCAGACUGGGGACUUCAAAUAUUUGGCCACAGCUGCGUUGCGCAGAUAUGAAGCGGAGAAUUUGUUCCGAGAACGAAAGCGGGCGUUGUUGGAUGAUGUGGCAAGGGGCUAUGAUAAGGAUGCGGAGUUGAGGUGGAAUGCGGAAGAUUGGAGGAGAUGCGAAUAG